AGAGAGGGGAGGCAGGGUUUUCUUAGUCACAUGUCCUAUUUAUCUCUUUGACAUGAGGUUUGUCAGGGAUAUUCAGUUAGGUCUUGACAGAGAAGAAAACCUAUCGUCUUCAACUCAGGAGCUUAUUCAGCAUAAACAGAGAAAGUGAAAUUACACAUUAACUCUUGGUUAAUGACAUGAUAACUACAGAACCAGAGAUUAUGUAAUGUACUAACAUGCAUCAGUUGUAAAGGUGAACGGGUAAAGACUUGAAAAUGAUGAUUUUACUGGUGUAAGAUUCUGUGUGGUUCCAUUGACGGAGGAGUCUUCACUCAACUGGAGAUGAAGGAAAUGAAGUUGGUUUAUGCUGCGAUUAUCUUCUUGGUGUCUGAAGCAUGGAGUCUGGACCAAGCUUUCUCAAGAACUAAUCAAAGCACCUCUGAAAUGAAACUCAACGCUACUUCUUCCUCGUCACCAAACUAUGUUUUCAAAUAUUCAUCUUUAAAACUUGGGAGAGAUGCUAACCUGACAUGUGGAGAUAAGACAUGGACAGAAAUGAUGUUCGUUAUUUGGAAAUUACGCUUGAAAAACAAAGACUGUGAUAUUGCUUUUCACAUUGAUGGUCAAAAUCGAAACACCUGCAACGAUGGCAAGUCUCUACAAAACACCUCAGAGGCUCAGUCGUUCCUAUUUAUCCCAAAUUUCUCAUUUAGUGAUGUUGGCAUCUACAAGUGUGAGUCAGUUUUCUCGGGAGGAGCUGAAGCAUAUUCGAUCAACGUGUCUAUCACAGUUCCCCCUAAAUUAUCAUCCUGGCUAGAUUGGAAGGGAAACAAAAUGGUGGCCGUGUGCAAAGCUGAAGGAGGAAUACCUGCAGCCAACAUCAGCUGGAGUCACACAGGAAACACCUCAACUGUGGAAACCAGGGACAGUUCAGAUGGAUUUUUUACAGUGGAGAGCAGACUGGAACUACCCACAGACAUGCAGACAGAGAAUGUGAGCUGUGCUAUCAGCCACCUGUCCUGGGAACACGAGGAGAGUUUGAUGAUAAAAAUUGAAAAAGCAGGUCGUGCAUUUUCGUGGGUGCAUCUUGCUAUUCCCAUUAGCAUUGCAUUUUUCUUGGGAUUUUUAUUUUUUGGACAAAAGAAACUUGUCAAGUUGAGAAGAGGCCAGGAGUCCGUUGUCUCGUCAUCCAAAUCUCCACAGACAGACGAUGUGGAGGAAGUUGAGCCCUAUGCGAGCUACGUUCAACGUGUGAACUCUAUCUAUAAUUCAUCUCUAGAUAUGUUCACAUAAAAAUGUUGCACAUGCAUCACAUUUGCAACUAAAUGCAAUUUCCCUUAAAUGGGAAAGCGAAAGCUGCUGAAAGUGAGAAAUGAUGAAACUGUUGCGAGAAUGAAGAGAGAGUCAAACACUCUUUGACGGAGCUUGACUGAUGCAAUAGAGGAUGUACCGAAUGUACACAGAGGCUCAUAAUACAACAACAUACAGUCUACUGGUGUGUGUGUGUGAGGUUCAUGGACAAUAUUAACUACUGAUGUAACAACUGGUUCCAGGCACAACAAACACUGGAACUCACAUGUAUUGUAGCUUAUUUUAGCAUUGAUCCAGCUGAUGUCAUCAUGUCUAUGUGUGUGCUGAUGUCAGCAUAUCAAUUGCCUCUAUAUA
Molecule: messenger RNA, 1644 nt
Organism: Sphaeramia orbicularis (orbiculate cardinalfish)
Lineage: Eukaryota; Metazoa; Chordata; Actinopteri; Kurtiformes; Apogonidae
Product: cell surface glycoprotein CD200 receptor 1
Exons: 7
Coding region: 322-1272 (316 amino acids)
Biological process (GO): regulation of neuroinflammatory response
Molecular function (GO): signaling receptor activity
Source: RefSeq, a predicted model, not a curated record